Messenger RNA from Rodentolepis nana, 387 nucleotides. NCBI's taxonomy places the organism in Eukaryota, Metazoa, Platyhelminthes, Cestoda, Cyclophyllidea, Hymenolepididae. The record is from the annotation of a GenBank genome assembly.
AUGAUGCAUGUAAUGGCACGUUACAAGACGGAAUCCUGUCGUAAACCACCUCGAAUGUGUCGACAAGGCUACUCCUGUCCAUACUAUCACAAUGGCAAAGAUAAACGAAGAAUGCCUGAGCGAUGUUUCUAUCGAAGCACUCCGUGUCCGGCGGUUAGACUUGCAGAUGAGUGGCUUGAUAGCUCCCUCUGCGAUGCUGGCGAUGCUUGUGCCUUCUGCCACACUCGCACUGAACAGCAAUUCCAUCCUGAGUGGUCAGUGGAGCCAAUUCAAACAAACGUCAAGUUAGGGAGAAGAUAUGACGUGGUGGGGUAUGGUUAUACACUACAAGAUUUCUCUCUGGGGUAUGUUGAUAUGAGCCACUUAAAGGAGACUCCAACCGUCUAA